AUGGGCGGCGUGAAGGGUUGCCAGCCGGCUUGGACAGGUGUACGGUACCAAAAGCUCACCACCCACAACAAACCCACCGACGGAUGUUGGUCGUUCUCUUGUUCCGGUUGCGGCAGUGUGCAAAUGUUACAGGCUGAGGGAUUAAAUUCUAUUGUGGGAAAUGCGUUUAGAAUGGCGUAUGCUGCCCAACUGGAGCUGGAAAGACGAUCGGUGACGAACUCGCCAAAAACUAAUUUGAAUAAUACAUCUUGGAUGAAAUUAAACGAUAAAUUAAAUGUGCAACGAAUCCAAAGUGGCUCUCCUUUGUCGAAGAAGCUUAUUGAAUCUCCUAAACCAACACCACCUACCACCCUACCAGGCGUACGUCCAUUUGACCAUAACAAAGGCUUAGAUCUCACGCCAGGACAAUUUUCUACGCCAACUAGUAGUGACGACAGUCCUGAUUUAAAUACAUACAAGCGUAUGUUGGAAAAACCCCCAUUAAUUAAACGUUUAGCCAUGGGUCUAUCCGUACACAACAACUGUUCUAACGAAGACUGGUAUCCACUAGUUUGUAGCUCAUCUGUAUCAAGCUCGCCGUCUACUAAUAGUGACGAUUGCAGUACACCUGAAUCUUCUCAGGAAAAAUUAAAAGAUAAUAGAUUAACUCAAUGCAGUUCACGAUCACCGGACUCGCCUUCAAAUAUCAAACUUAAAAAUAAUUUGAUUUCAAACGUUAUGGACAAAACUCCAACUCCUCCACCUUUGCCAGAACGAUCAGAUAGUCUUCUAGACAAACCAGAAGAAUGUGAAUUAAAAAAAGCCCCUUGGUUUCAAGCCGGAAUUCCAAGAGAAAUAACAUUAGAAGUUUUGGGACAAGAACCAGUAGGAGCUUUUAUGGUUCGUGAAAGUACCACUAAACCAGGGUGUUUUGCACUGUCGUUAAGAGUACCUCAAGAAUUUCAUCCUCUAGGAAUCGCGCAUUAUCUAAUACUCAGAACGAACAAAGGGUUUAAAAUUAAGGGUUUUACGAAAGAAUUCACAACGCUAACCGCAUUAAUAACACAUCAUUCAGUAAUGCCAGAACUACUACCUUGUCCCUUGUCAUUGAGCCGGUACAAUCCAACAUUUGUAAAAUCUGAUUCCAAUCAGGAUUUUGCAGAUAUUGAUGCGGAUCCAGAUUACAAUACGCUUGCAGACUUUAGAAAAAUGAUGGCUGAUUUAAAUGUAUAA
Molecule: messenger RNA, 1212 nt
Organism: Macrosiphum euphorbiae (potato aphid)
Lineage: Eukaryota; Metazoa; Arthropoda; Insecta; Hemiptera; Aphididae
Source: the annotation of a GenBank genome assembly